Molecule: messenger RNA, 1008 nt
Organism: Epithele typhae
Lineage: Eukaryota; Fungi; Basidiomycota; Agaricomycetes; Polyporales; Epitheliaceae
Exons: 3
Coding region: 1-1008 (335 amino acids)
Source: RefSeq, a predicted model, not a curated record
AUGUCCUACUACCUCUGCGUCGACUGCGGCGGCUCCAAGACCGCCGCCGCCAUCGCGGACAGGGACGGCACCAUCCUCGCUCGCGGCACCGGCGGGCCCUCGAACGUCGCCUACCUCGGCGUCCCCAACUUCAUCCGCGCCGUCUCCGCCACCGUUGCCGCCACCCUCCGCGCGCUCCCCGCCCCGCGCGCCCACGACGGUGCCUUGCCCCCGCCUGCGGACGCGCCGGUGUUCGCCGCCGCCUGGCUCGGCGUGAGCGGCGCGGACAGCGCCGCGACGAUCGCGAAGCUCGUCCCGCCCCUCCGCGCGCUCCUCGGCUGCGAGCCCGUGGUCGCGAACGACACCCACCUGCUCGCCGCCCCGCUCGAGAUGCACGACGACGUGCGGGCCGCGAUCGGCUGCGUCUCCGGCACCGGCGGCAUCGUCGUCUCCUUCCGCAAGGGCGACGGCCGCGGCGUCCUUCUCGAGCCCCUUGGCCGCGUCGGCGGCUGGGGCUGGAUCCUCGGCGACGAGGGCGGCGGCUUCCACGUCGGCCGCGAGGCCGUCCGCCAGAUCCUCUGGGAGGCCGAUCGCGCCAGCGUCGAGGCUCCGGAGACGCCUCGCAAGCCGAGCACGCUCCAGGAGAGGGUCAUGGCCCACUUUGCGAUCGAGGACGUCUUCGACCUCCUCACCAUCGGGCACCUGCUCAUGGCGCGCGAGAAGCGACUUUCGAGCCUGACGCCGCUGGUGUUCGCCGCCGCAUUCGAGGACAAGGACUGGCUUGCGACGCGCGUGCUGCAGAACACGGCGAAGGUGUUGGUGACCAAAUGGGAGGGAUGCCCACCGCGGACGAUCAAGGCGAGCGAGACUAUCCUGUGCUUCGGAGGGAGCCUGGUCGGAGUCGAGGCGUACCGGAAUCUGAUCUUGGAGGAGCUGGAGCGGAGAGGGCACAAGAUGAAGAGGUGGGCGUUCGUGGACGACGUGUGUGGUCUGGGCGCGAAGGCGCUGGCGAUGGGGGGCAAGAAGUAG